AUGGCCAGCCCAGAACUGAAAUGGACGCACCCAGAGAAACGCGAGCUCCUCGGCGGCGACCUACUCGCACAGACACUGUCGCAGCUCGGGGUAGAGGUCUCUUUUGGUAUCCACGGCGGACACCUCGACGCCUUCUUGAUUGGCUGCAACCUCGCGGGCAUCAAAUUGAUCGAUACCAGACAUGAGACAACCGCCGUUCAAGCGGCCGAAGGCUAUGCCAAGGUCUCUGGGAAGGUCGGCUGUGCCUUUGUGACUGCUAAUAGUGGAUUCUGCAAUUCCAUACCAGGCCUAGCAACCGCAUUCGCAGACCGCUCGCCAGUGUUCGUAGUGACAUCCUCGCCACCACUGCGCGACGCUGAGACGAACUGUCUACAAGGUUUUCACGACCAGGUGGUGCUAGCAAAGCCAUUGACCAAGUUCGCACACCGGGUGACCAAUGUGGAGGAGAUCCCACGGAUCACCGCGUACGCGUUCAAGACUGCCAUGUCCGGCAUUCCAGGGCCAGUCGUGGUCGACUUCCCUAUCGAUGUGCUAUUCCAUCCGCCUCGGAUGAGCGCCAUCGCGUAUGGAUCCGUCAUGCGGGCUCCCGCCGCGGCGCCGGGCCCAGAUCCUGCGAGUGUAGAUGAACUGGUCCAGCUGUGGAAGGCUGCGGCCAGACCAGUCAUUAUAUCUGGGACGGGGGCCGCGAGGACGACAACGAGAGGCGAUGGCGCCACUACCAAAAGCCCUCUGCUCGACCUCGCCAAUGCGACCAGCACUCCGGUCUUCUACUCGCAGAAAUACGCACCGGCGCUCCCACACUCGCAUCCCCUGCGUGGCGGCCCGGCCGGAAGCCUGGCAAUGCUACCAUACAUAGGCAAACAGCAGCCCGACCUAGUCCUCCUCCUAGGCGCUCGGACGGGGUUCCUCCUCGGCGGCCGCUCCGGCGCUAUCAUUCCCGCGAGCAGCAGCGGGUGCAAGCUCGUCCAAGUGGACAUUGACGGGGCCGAGAUCGGGAAAUCCCAACCCGUGGAUCUCGGCAUCGUGUCGGACGCAAACAACUUCAUCAGCGCACUACUCACCAAGCUUCAAGCCUCCUCGGACGGAGAAGGCGCAGGAAUCGGCAAACACGAGUCCUGGAUCCAAGACAUAUCCGACCUGAAAAGCACGCCCUCGCCACACGCCUCGGACCCGGAGAAGAACGCCAGCGACGGGCGCCUGCACCCAUACCAUACGAUCCGCGCAAUCUACUCCUCCAUCCCUGCAGGCUCGAUCAUCAUCCUCGACGGCGGCGAAGCGUCCGUGUGGGCAUCCGAGAGCAUGGAGCUCGCGCGGCCGUCCGCAGGCAUCGUGAGCACGGGGUACCUGGGCUUCCUGGGCAACGGAUGGGGCUACAGCCUGGGGGCGGCGGUGGCGGCAGGGCCCGACACGCUGGUGCUCAACGUCCACGGCGACGGCUCCGCCGGCUUCCACAUCCAGGAGCUCGACACGUACGCGCGGCACAACCUCAACAUCGUGACAGUCAUCAUGAACAACUACGUGUGGGGCAUGAGCAUCGCCGGCCAGGACAUCAUCUACGGGAGCGAAGACCCCGCGCGCAUGGUGUCGAGCCUCUCGGAGGCGACACACUACGAGGUCGUCGCACAGGGGUUCGGCUGUCAAGGCGCGAUCGCGAGCGAGAGCAUCGACGAGGUGAAGACCAAGGUCAAGGAGUUGGUGGCCGCCAAGGGCCCGGGCCUGCUGAAUGCCGUUAUCUCGAAGAGUCCGGUCACGAUGGUCACGAAGGCGAUGGUCGGCAAGACGGACGACAAGAACGUCAUUGUCGUGCCGUAUUAUGAUAACGUGCCUAGGCCGUAUUAUCGGACGGAUGAGCUGAAGAAUGGGCAUUAG
Messenger RNA from Exophiala aquamarina CBS 119918, 1869 nucleotides. RefSeq lists its product as uncharacterized. Bases 1 to 1869 code for a protein of 622 amino acids. Gene Ontology annotation, cellular component: mitochondrion; acetolactate synthase complex. NCBI's taxonomy places the organism in Eukaryota, Fungi, Ascomycota, Eurotiomycetes, Chaetothyriales, Herpotrichiellaceae. Gene Ontology annotation, biological process: L-valine biosynthetic process. The transcript has 2 exons. The record is from RefSeq and is a predicted model, not a curated record. Gene Ontology annotation, molecular function: acetolactate synthase activity; thiamine pyrophosphate binding; magnesium ion binding.